UCCCGCUCGCGCUGAGGGAGCAUCUCCAUCUGCCGAGGAGGACAGGUAUGCAGCACGAGGGCCGUCCGAGCGGCGACUGCAGCCCAGCUGAUGAGGACGCGGCGGUCUGACGGGGAAAGGUGGAGAGAGGGAGAGAAAGAGAGAGAGAGACCCGCUGAGCGCUUCAUGCCCGCGGAGGGGAACCUGCGCGUCUGCGUGUCCUUGCAGCCCGGGGACAUGUGCUAAGUUGCGGAGGAAGGAGGGGGGGACAGUGGCAGCCAGGUAGUCCUACUACGCACGAGCGCUCCCUCCGUCCGGACCUCCGCGCUGAACUUUACCCGCUGCGCCUUGACGCGAUGGCCGCUGCAGCGGCGGCCGCCGCCGCUCCGGCCGCGCUCGGGGAAGUUGGAGGCGUUCUGCACGGAAUCGAAGGAGUCGUCCACGUCGGGUCGCAUUUCCUCCUGACCCCUCCCGGGGACGGUCCCACGCUGCUGGGGGAGCACCUCGUCCCCGGGGACAGACUCUACCGGAGCGCCGCCACGGAUUUAACGCACCUGAAAGGGAUCCUGAGGAGGCGGCAGCUGUACUGCAGGACUGGGUUUCACCUGGAAAUACUUCCGGAUGGCACAGUGCAAGGGACGAGGAAGGACCACAGCCGGUUUGGUAUUUUGGAAUUCAUAAGCCUUGCUGUUGGAUUGAUAAGCAUUAGAGGAGUGGACAGCGGGCUGUAUCUGGGCAUGAACGACAAAGGGGAGCUGUAUGGCUCUGAGAAGCUCACCGCAGAGUGCGUCUUCAGGGAGCAGUUUGAGGAGAACUGGUACAACACAUACUCGUCCAACCUCUACAAGCACGGAGACAAAGGGACGCGUUAUUUUGUGGCGCUGAAUAAAGACGGGACGCCACGGGACGGGACUAAAUCCAGGCGGCACCAGAAAUUCACCCACUUCCUGCCCAGGCCCGUGGACCCCGACCGCGUGCCCGAGCUCUACAGGGACAUCCUGGGACACAGCUGAGGCGCCGCAGGCCCGGUCCCGGAUCAGGAAUAGCUGCUUGAAGCCCCGGCGAGAGCGGGGCGGGAGGCGAGGCGGGGACGUGGCCCGG
This is a messenger RNA of Salarias fasciatus (jewelled blenny), 1080 nucleotides long. RefSeq names its product fibroblast growth factor 20b (gene fgf20b). Bases 336 to 992 code for a protein of 218 amino acids. The transcript has 3 exons. NCBI's taxonomy places the organism in Eukaryota, Metazoa, Chordata, Actinopteri, Blenniiformes, Blenniidae. Gene Ontology annotation, molecular function: growth factor activity. The record is from RefSeq and is a predicted model, not a curated record.